This is a messenger RNA of Podospora anserina S mat+, 474 nucleotides long. RefSeq lists its product as uncharacterized. Gene Ontology annotation, molecular function: translation initiation factor activity; RNA binding. Bases 1 to 474 code for a protein of 157 amino acids. The record is from RefSeq and is a predicted model, not a curated record. Gene Ontology annotation, biological process: translational initiation. Gene Ontology annotation, cellular component: cytoplasm. The transcript has 4 exons. NCBI's taxonomy places the organism in Eukaryota, Fungi, Ascomycota, Sordariomycetes, Sordariales, Podosporaceae.
AUGCCCAAGAACAAGGGAAAGGGAGGCAAAAACAGACGUAGAGGAAAGAACGAGAACGACAAUGAGAAGCGCGAACUCACAUUCAAGGAGGACGGGCAAGAAUACGCCCAGGUCCUGAAGAUGUUGGGCAACGGCAGACUCGAGGCCAUGUGCUUCGACGGUGUCAAGCGUCUCGGUCUCAUCCGCGGCAAGCUCAGGAAAAAGAUCUGGAUCAACAACGGCGACAUCAUCCUCGUCUCGCUCCGCGAGUACCAGGAUGAGAAGGGUGACGUUAUCCUCAAGUACUCCGCCGACGAGGCUCGUUCUCUCAAGGCCUACGGCGAGCUCCCAGACACCGCCAAGAUCAACGAGACCGACACCUUCGGCCCCGGCGAGGAUGGCGACUGCGGCUUCGAGUUCGACGAGGACCGUGACAGCGACGACGAGGGCGGCGCUGCGGGCGCCAGCAAGGAUAUCGAGAUUGAUGACAUUUGA